UCUGCCGCAGCCCCCCGAGCUCGGAGAGGAGCCGAGCCCCCGGCGACGCCAGCAGAACCCCGGGUGCCCAGGCCGAGGGCCAUGCCUUGCCGGAGGGAAGAGGAAGAGGAAGCCGGCGAGGAAGCGGAGGAGGAGGAGGAGAGCUUCCUCCUGCUGGAGCAGUCGGUGACUCUCGGCGGAUCGGGCGAGGUGGACCGGCUGGUGGCCCAGAUCGGCGAGACGCUGCAACUGGACGCGGCGCACGACCACCCGGCCCCCCGGGGCGCGCCCCCGGGGCCUCCGCUGCAGCCCCCGCGGCCCCCGGCGGUGGUGGCCGGGGACAAGGCCCGGCCUCUGGCCCUGCCGCUGCUUUUGUCCCCCGCGCCCGCGUCCGCCGAGACCGCGGGCCCGGGAGCCCUGCGCUGCACCCUGGGGGAUCGGGGCCGAGUGCGGGGCCGAGCGGCGCCCUACUGCGUGGCCGAGCUGGCCGCUGGCUCCAGCCCGCUGCCCGGGCCGUGCCGCCGAGAAUGGCUCCGAGGAGCCGCCGCCUCCCGCCGCCUGCAGCAGCGGCGUCGGCCCCAGGCCGGGACACAUGCAGGCGACGAGGACCCCAACGACGACCGGCUUCUGCAGCAGCUUGUGCUCUCGGGGAACCUCAUCAAAGAGGCGGUGCGGAGGCUCCAGAGAGCCGUCGCUGCUGUUGCAGCCACAGGCCCUGGGGGCGCCCCUGGAUCUGGGGGUGGCCUCAGCGGACCAGAUCCCGUCGCUCUGCAGCCCUCGGGCACCCUGCACUGACCAGGGCCCCCGGGAGAAGGAAUACGAGGCCUGCCGCGCUUACCAGACCGCCGCCCUCACCCCGCCACCCGUCCUGAUCCGAAGCCUUGGGUGCUACUCUGGGAGAGACUGCCCAGGUUGUGGGGGGGCGGGGUGCGGUGGGGAGAGACCGAACUUCAGGCCAAGAAGUUACGGUCCUUUGAGACUGUCAGUAAAAACUAGAGUGGAUAAAUUCACUGGCCCGGUGCGCCCAGCUGCUGCGUGAAAAUUGGCCCCGGCCCUCCUGGGACCAAGAACCUGGGACAAACUGGGUGAUCUAUGGCAGCUACUGGCAUCUUCUCAGACCUUGACCCUUAGCCCUUGGGGGCAUCACGAUCUUGGAUUGUUUUAAAGAUAGGGCUCAGAAGGGCGGUAAGUGGGAGGGCUUUAUAACAACAAUACUUGAAAACUCAUCACACGCAUGCAUACAUUUUCUCUCUAUUUUCCGGUGGAGGAGCAUCGUGAAAAUGGUGCUAUAAUUGCUGUGCAAAGAAACUGCGCUGAAUAGGGAGGGACAAGGGGAAGGCUUGGUGGUGGGUGUGUUGGUAUCACCCCAUUUUCUCUUGCCUCGUGGUGAUGGAUAGUGAGGGAAACUCUGGUGCGGGCCUGGGAGGGACAGACUGGAGACUUCAGAAGGUGGAGACAGUUUGGGUUGAAUGUGGACUUUUGAAAAGAAUUGACCUUGCCACUGGUGGGUCAAGGUCACAGUCUGCUGCAAGUUCAGUACCUGAGAGGGCACUCACCCGCCCUGGUUCUUCUCAGCCUCCAGCUCCACCAGGAGCCCUGGCUGCUUUGCCACCACUCGGAGUCUCACGAGGACACGGGCAUAAGAGAGGGAUGACAGGUGUGGAGAGAGUCCAUUUUCCAGAGCUUUCUUCCUUCCAGAACUCCUCCUCCUGGGAGGCCACUCUUGGCCAUGCCAGAGCUUUCUCAGAAACCAUGAUAAACAAUCUUUGGAGUUGCUCUUCCAUCCGUCUGCCCUCCUGCCCGCUUUUCUUGUCCAAUUCUUUCUGCCCAGGUUGGGUGUGGGAACCCGGACAUUUCUUCUGCCGUGUUCUGGCCCCUCUUGGUGCCGGGGGCCUGAGCGUCUGCACUUCCUCGCUGGGCACGGUGCCCUUCUGCCCUGCCAGCUCUUUGUGACUGGGACCUUUAAAAAAAAAAUGUGACUCUCCGAGAGGAGGACCCACCGGCUUGACCAUCUUGAAACUUGAUGGCACUGUAGAAAGGUGCCCCCUUCCCUCCCAACUUUAAGGUUGCUAAACCCGUUUUUAAAAACAAGAUUCAAUGGCCUGUUCAUCCUCCCGAUGAAGCUGUUGAUGUGCACUUCGCAGCGGAGUGUCUGACCCCGUGGUGGUCCUGAUUUAUAGGAUGUCUUAAUUAAAAUGUCUGCUGAAUACAUUGA
This is a messenger RNA of Echinops telfairi (small Madagascar hedgehog), 2194 nucleotides long. RefSeq names its product FRAT regulator of WNT signaling pathway 2 (gene FRAT2). The transcript has a single exon. Lineage: Eukaryota; Metazoa; Chordata; Mammalia; Afrosoricida; Tenrecidae. The record is from RefSeq and is a predicted model, not a curated record. Gene Ontology annotation, cellular component: cytoplasm. Bases 82 to 774 code for a protein of 230 amino acids.